Pungitius pungitius (ninespine stickleback) is the source of this 4594-nucleotide messenger RNA. It is a transcript of the gene per3, whose product is annotated as period circadian clock 3. The transcript is spliced from 21 exons. Gene Ontology annotation, biological process: circadian regulation of gene expression; entrainment of circadian clock by photoperiod; negative regulation of transcription by RNA polymerase II. Lineage: Eukaryota; Metazoa; Chordata; Actinopteri; Perciformes; Gasterosteidae. The record is from RefSeq and is a predicted model, not a curated record. Gene Ontology annotation, molecular function: transcription corepressor binding; transcription cis-regulatory region binding. Gene Ontology annotation, cellular component: cytoplasm; nucleus. The coding region runs from base 312 to 3920 and encodes 1202 amino acids.
GCACAAAUGUGCCAAGCAGUUCAGGAUAACGUUAGAUGAUGAUUGUUCUGACGUAUCUGACGUUAACUGAAACAUAAUAGAACAAAAUACUUAUAAGGUGGACCACCGAUCCAUUUGAAAGACUUAUUGGAUAUUGAAGCAGAAGCAGAAACCCACGUGGAGUUUGUACAGUGCUUACGGCAGACCCUCACAUCCUUCAUUCAGCAUCGAUUGAAUGAGCACUUAUUUAUUGUCACCACAUGCCACUCAUUCCCCAAUGUUGAACAUAUGAAGAACCCCACUGAUCACCGCAAUGGGACAAAAUACUUCUGAUGUGUGACCAACGCACGGAGAUGCAGGAGCCAGCAUUACCGUCACCCACGGGAGGAACGGCAGCUGAGGGGAGGUCGUCGUCAGGGCAACAGAACGGACAUGCUCAGUCAGAAUCCCUCGGGGGGGAGGAGAGACGAGCUUCAGAUGAAGAAGCGGGGCGGGAAGACGAGGAGCUGACUGUUGGAUCAUAUGAACUCGCUUCCUUGACCAACAGCCGCCCUGAAUGCGUCUCGGCUUCAACCGAGAGCAGUGAAAAUACAGAUGGUAGCAGGGGGCAGGUGCACAGAGAGGUGAUGGUCACCGUGGCUGAGAUGAAGAAGAGGAUUCCAUCAGACAAAAGCAGUCGCAGCAAAGCCAGCACUGUGGAGGCCUUGCAUUACGCACUGCGCUGUGUCAAACAAGUGCAAGCUAACAGCGAUUACUACAGACUGCUGAUGCAAAAUGGCCACGAUGAGAGGAGAGAUGCCACUGUUUGCACCCUGGAAGAGUUGGAGAGAAUCACGUGUGAACACACCCUUAAAAACACGAAUUCCUUUGUGGUGGUUUUCUCCCUGACAAGUGGCCGUGUGCUGAAUGCUUCGGAGCAGGCUCCCAGCAUCCUUUGCUGCAAAAGGAAGUUCCUGGAGUCCGCCAAGUUUGUGGAGCUGCUCUUCCACCAAGAUGUUGAUGUCUUUUACUCGCACACGGCUCAGCCACAUCUGCCAGCCUGGAGCAACUUGCCUACACUGGGAGGUCUGUUUGACUGUGCCCAGGUCAAGUCUUUCUUUUGCAGAAUCAGGGGCGGGAAGGACCGUGAGGGUGAGAUGCGCUAUAAGCCGUUCCGGAUAACACCCUACCUGCUUCCGCUGCAGGGAACAGGAAGAAGUGGGGAAGAGGAGGAGCCGUGCUGUUUGGCGCUGGCUGAACGUUUCCUCUCUGCAUAUGAGGCACCUCGGAUCCCAAUGGACAAGCGCAUCUUCACCACCACACACUCACCCGGCUGCGUGUUCCUGGAGGUGGAUGACAGGGCUGUGCCGUUACUGGGAUACCUUCCCCAGGAUCUGAUUGGCAAGUCGUUGCUGAGUUGCAUUCACCCAGAUGACCGCCUCCUCAUGCUGUCUAUGCACCGGAAAGUGUUGAAGUACGCCGGCCAGCCUCCGAUCGAGCACUCUCCUGUGCGCCUGCGCUGUCACAACGGAGACCACAUCACCUUGGAAACCAGCUGGUCCAGCUUCAUUAACCCUUGGAGCCGCAAGGUGGCCUUCAUCAUCGGACGGCACAAAGUCAGGACGAUUCCACUGAAUAAGGAUGUGUUUGCCGCACCGACAAAGGAAAAUGUCACAGUCGCCAAUGAGGAAGUAAAAGAUCUACAAGCCAAGAUCUAUAAGCUUUUCCUGCAGCCGAUACAUAACAAUGGGUCCAGUGGUUAUGGCAGUUUGGGAAGUAAUGGCUCUCAUGAGCACUACAUCAGCGUAGCUUCUUCAAGUGACAGCAACCUGUGGGAGGACGCGCACCGCAAACCGCAGAUCUGUGCUGAUGUGAACCGAGUCAAGAGUUGGUGCCAGCGGGCUAAUCGGGUCUCCAACCACACAACUAUUUUUGGUAAACCAGCCACAGUCUCCAACCCUAAGGUUUUAGAUCAUGAAGACGGCAGGGAGCAAACGCAUGUUGCCUCCUAUCAGCAGAUCAACUGUGUAGACAGUAUCAUCAGAUACUUGGACAGUUAUACCGACCCAGCCCUCAAACGGAAGAGUCACUCUCACUCCCUGGCCUCAUCGUCCUCCUCUUCAUCUUUGACCUCGGAAGACGACACGCCUGCGGCAGCCACUGAGCCGGCUCACGCCAGCCUAGAUGCGGUGUUAGACAGCGCAGCGUCAGCGGCCCCGACAGCAGCGGCCGUUGUUGGAGCGCCUCUGACAGACACCACAAUGUCCACUACGGCGACCAGCCAGUGUUCGUACAGCAGCACUAUCGUCCAUGUGCCACAGCCGGGAUCAGAGGCCAUGGCAUUGGAGGACACCCCGAUGGGCAACGAGCCCGCCGAUGCUGCUCUGACCUCUCUCCGUCGUGCCCCGAACCUCAACACAGAGGAACAAAAGUUUAUAGGUCUCACCAAGGAGGUGCUGACAGCUCACACCGAGAAGGAGGAGCAGGAGUAUGUGGAUGGGUUCCGCCAUCGCGUCCUCCAAAGCCCUUACAACUCCUUUCUGCAGCUCGACAACAGCUCUGUGGCCCAUUCUCACCACCCAGGCGAUAACCUACGUCCAGUGAGCGCUGGCAGGUUGAACCGCUCUCGGAGAGGAAAGCCCAGACACAAGCGCCCCAAAUCCCAGGGUUCCUCCGACAGUUACUCUUCCCCAGCUGGCCCCCCUCGCCUCGUUCCAGACACCUACAGGCCUUCCUCGGAAUCCUCCCAGCCCCAGAAGGCAACACCCUACAGCCAAACAUCCCCUCUGCAGGUGCCAUUCUUCCCCAUGAUGGAAAACCAGCCUGGUCUAGAGCAACCGCCCAGGCUGCAACAGCUGUGUGGAGCAACCCCUGUUGUGUUGCAGUCUCCUAACUUCAACAUCAUGCAGUCUGCUCAGAGCCAGCAGGGCAUGCAACCAUUUCAAAUCGAUCCCUUUCAGAAUCUGCAGAAUAUCCAGAACUUUCACAACCUGCAGCCCAUUGUUCCCACCCAGGAAAUCAACCCUUACAUGAGUCCCGUCAUGACUGUCAUCCUGCCCAGCUACCCAACAUUUACUCCAGCUUACCCAUCCAUUUACCCACCAUGCACUCCAUCCAUACUGCCCCAGGCACCCAUCACCAUGACGGGCUUUGCCCCUAGCUGUGUCCCCUUCUCCGAGCCCCAGUUCCAAGCCCAGUCUGGCCUCAACACUCAGGCCUGCAACACGGGCCCCUCGUUUUUCUCACCCACCGCCUCCUCUGUCGGGGAAGAGGAGGAGGCAUCUGAGCCUCAGGGUUUAUUCUCCAGCUCUCGCUCGAGUUCUCCACUGCAGCUGAACUUGCUGCAGGAGGAGCUUCCAAAGCUGAGUGAAGGGCUGCGGAGCAACGGAGACAACCAUGCAGAGAGCCUCCUUGAACUCCGUUCCAACCAGUGUGAAAACCCCAGUGAGUCUGGGAACCAUGAUGCCCAGUGUACAUCCCGUGAGCUGCUUGACGUGCUGCUACAGGAGGAUGCCAGGUCGGGGACCGGCUCCAACGCCUCAGGGUCAGGAGAGUCUGGGGGAUCCCUGGGAUCUGGUUCUGGCUCCAGAGGGACCUCACACACUGGCAGCAGCGACAGUAGCAAGUACUUUGCCAGCAAUGACUCGUCAGACGGAUCCCGCGAAGCCCGUAAGAGCCGGGCGGCCCGUACAGAGCACCAACACGGCUUAGACACUCGGGACUCACUUUGGGACAGGAUCCAGCACAUGCAUGAGCAUGUCAUGAUGACGUACCAGAUCCACACCAGGGACCAGAAUGAGGUGCUGGCAGAGGACCGGGAGAAGCUUCGGGUGCUUCACCCCCUCCAGCCCUGGUUCAGCCAGGAGCAGAGGGAGGAGCUAGCUGAGGUCCAUCCCUGGAUCCAACAGCACACUGUCCCAGAGGAGACACAGGUGGAGGUCUCCGAUCACAUGCACUCAUGACAAACGCAUGAAUCUUUCUGCACGCCUGGACACUGGAGCACGCCUGUGUUAAAUGUGUCUUUUUUGUCACGCAGUUGUUGUUGUGGGAGUUGUAACUCGGGCCCAUUGGUAGUCCACUCGCCUCGCCCUACUGCCCUCUAUAACGUGGGGCCUAUAGUGGACACCUGAGGAACCUGGACCUCAAAACAUCCGUUAAGGCCGUGCCUUAAACAACCCCCGCCAAGCAUCUCCUCCGAGAACUCUAGAGGGUUAGCUCCCUACGCUUUAGUUUUUCACAUACUUUGUAAAAGUAUCAGAGGCUGCACCGGCUCUGAGGAACGGAGGCGGAAAAAGAGACGGCCAUUUUCUCUCAGCCAGCUUUAUGAGCCUGCCUCUAUGUGUACCUCUCUUUUUGAUGUGUUCAUUGACACCUGUAGGGAUUUAGUUUGUAUUUAAGACCGACUAGUAGAUUGCAAAAUGGACCACAUGACCACAUUUAGGAAGAUGCUCCCGUGAACACGAGCACUGUGUACACACAUUCGAUCAGUUUGGAUCAGUGUGACUGGCCGACAAAGACGUAUCAGUAUCAUGGAGUGCAGGUUGUAGCACCACGUAGUGACUUCCUGUGGCUUUCUGUUUAGAACAUUCAUAUUCUAGCCCUGUAAGUUCAUUGUUAUUGGAGUGUUGUCUCUUAA